CGCCGUUGCCACGGGCAACGCGCGGCGACCUUAGCAACGACGCCGCCCAGAACCGACCGAGAGGUAAAACUCGCAACUUCAAAAAGAGACUUUUAAAACCAACAAAAAAACCCAACUAAUACGCAUUUUUAUUUUAGAAACAAAUUCGAGCAACGGCUCAUCGUAAUUGUGUUAUAAACGAUUUUUUUUGUUUGUUUAAUUAUUUGCUGGCGGAGGUCUCGAACGCGGUGCGGAUGAUGAUGAUGUGAUCUCGACAUCUCCCUAUUCGCUGUGCUGCAGUGUGGUGGGGUGACGGACGAGAGGUGGCAGAGGGCCUGUUGAGUGCCCCACGGCAGGAGUUACCGCCAUGGGCCUUCUUGGUCCCUUCGAUGAGGAUGAAGCAGAGAUGCAGAUGCUGCUAUCAAAGCCACUUUGCCUGCUUGUCCUUGGAAAGCCGGGAGUGGGGAAGGCCACCCUGGCUAGGAGACUGACCAAGGUGUGGAGAUGUGUCCUGGUUGAAGGUGUGGCUGUAAUUCAGCAACAUAUUGAUGCACAAACGGAGACUGGAAUCAUGCUGCAGGAACGGCUGGUGAAGGGGGAGGUCAUCUCGGAGGAGACGGUCACCCGCCUGCUGCUGGAGAAGUUGGCCUCUCCACAGGUGGCUCACUAUGGAUAUGUGCUUUGUGGUUUUCCAUCUCUUAGCGAAGAAAACCUCACAAUUCCUCAGCAAAUAGAGCUGAUCAAAAGUUGGAGCUUGAAGCCUGAUGUUAUUAUAAAUAUUAAGUGUCCCAAUGACGACCUGCACAAGCGGCGGACGCGGCAGCGCCAGGACCCACUCACGGGGCAGGUGUACGUGCUGGAUGAACUGGGCCGGGAGGCAGCACGCGACGGCAAGAAUCCACAGGCGGACAAUGCCACCGAGCGAGAGGAGGAGGGCGAGGAGAUGGAAGAGAAAGAGGAAGAGGCAGAGGCUGGGCUGGAUAAGGGGCUACUAUCCCGGCUUGUGCGGAGACCGGGUGACUCUCCAGAUGACGUCAUGCGUGUCAUUACGCUCUACAACGACACUCUAUUGCGUCCACUGGAGGAUUUAAUGGCAGAUCAUGACCCACGUUACUUGAUUGAGCUGGAUGGCAAUGAAAGCCCAAAUGCACUCUUGGAUGGGGUGCUUGCACGGCUGAAGAUGCUGGGCCUGCAGGAAGCCGCCGUGCCUGUGCACCUCCAGGGAGAGGACGACCUGCCAAGUGACCUGGACCCGGAUGAAGUUCUGCGUGCCGUGUCAGGCUGGCAGCGGCCCGGGGCUCGGCACCGCUGGCGACGGAGCCGCUGGGGUGCUGUGUGCCCGGUGGCGCUGCAGCAGGGGAGUCUGAAAAUCGGCAAGGCUGAGUUCGCUAUCAGUUUUCUCGACAAGAUGUACCUGCUGUCAUCUGAGGAAGCUCAGGCGAAAUUCUGUGCCAACCCACGAAGCUAUCUGAUGGCCCCACAGCCAAAGCCACCGUGUCAUGUGGUGGUGAUGGGACCAAGCACUGCUGGAAAAACCACGCUGUGUCACCUGCUGGCAGACCACUACGGAGCUCGGGUGGUUAACGUGGCAGAGCUAGUGCGGCCAGUAAUCGAGGAGGAGAAGCAACGUUCGGUGGAGUUGGCACGGGCAGAGGCGCUGGCUGUUGCGCUGGAAACAGUACGGAGUCGGAAGCAACAGGAGCAGCUAGAGAGGAUGCAGGCGCUCGCAGAAAAAGCUGAGCCGGAAUACGAGGUGGCUAAAGAGGGGCAGGCAGCAACAGAGGAGGAGGAGCACAAGCCUGGCGUAACAGCCAAAGCGACAGAAGAAAUGGAAAUCUCUGGUGACGAAGUCGAGGAGGAUUUCGUGGUCGCUGAGCCUGGAGACUCAGGUCAGACAGAGGCUGACGAGAGAGAGGCUGGAGUGCUCGGUGAGGGUGUGGGAAUGGGCAGUGAGUUGGAGGGUGGCGAGGAGGAGGAGGGUGGCGAGGAGGAGGCUGGUGACGAGGAGGGUGACGUGACGGCCGAGCACCCCGAGGUGCGAGCACUUGUGACGGAGGCGGUUCUCCAAGCGGAGCAGGCUGCUAUGGGACUGCCUGCUGAGACCUACGUGAACGUGCUGGUGAAGGCUCUGUCCGAUAUGCGCAGGGAGACGGAUGAUGUGGAGGGUGCGGGAGUGGCAGCACAGGGCUGGGUGCUCGAUGACUUCCCUGCUGACCAGGAGCUCUGGGCCACGCUGCUGGCAAAGGGGCUGUGCCCGGACGAAGUCUUCUGCCUCGUGGACCCCAGUACAAAAAGUGAGUUGCUGCUUUCCAGGAUGUACUCUAAGCACAAAGAGGAGGUGGAUGCCAAGAGGAAGCAGAGGAGGGUGCAGCAGCUAGAGCAGGAGAGACAAGAAGCCAAUGCAAGGCGGCAAGCAGAGUUGGAAGCUCUAAGGGAACAGCAGAAAGAGAAGUUGGAGCAGCCUGAGGAUAUCCACGACAACGGCAGAGAAGCAAAUGCUGACAAGAGCGGUGUUAUUGAAACAAUUUUGGAAGAACCGCUGGAGAGUAGUACUGACCUGAUCAUGGAGGCUGAGCAAGAUGCUGCCCUGGAGGAUGUCCCUGAGGGCGGGUUCCCGGCGGGACCAGAGAUGGAGCGGUAUUACGAGGAGGUGGUGACUUUCAAAUCCGCAUGGCAGCACUGCUCGGCCAUCAUUGCUUCAAAGACUUCCUUGCAGCCACUCGUGAUAAACAUCACCGAGAAGGCUCCCCGAGAGAUUCUGAAGCAAGCGACCACCAACAUGGAGCGGCUGCUUUGGUACCGUGCGACAGAAGUAACAGGGGUGGACCUGGAUGAGGAUGAGGAGGAUGCUCGAGCAGAAAUGGAGGAGGUUGAAGCAGAAGGUGAAGAGGAGGGAAAGGAAGAGGAGGAGGAGGAGGAGCAGGACGACGACAAGCAUAAAUCUAAAAGGCAGCUGGGUGACAGCAGCCAUUUCUGCCCCGUGGCACUCAAGCAGAGGUUUGUUCUGGCACCGGGAAACCCAGAGGUGGCUGCCAAAUACCGCGAACGUGUUUACUACUUUACGAGCCCGGAGGCUCGCACUCAGUUCUGCGAAAGCCCGAAGGAGUUUGUCGCUCACAUGGAGCCUCUGCAGGCUCCUCCACUCCGCAUUGUCAUGCUGGGGCCUCGGGGUGCUGGAAAGAGCAUGUGCGCACGCUGGCUGGCCGAGAAGCUGGAGAUCUUCCACAUCCAGUUCCGGGAAAGGCUGCGGGAGCUGGUGACAACAAAGGGCAAGCAAGCUGUGCCACAAGAACCCAGUUCUGACAAAAAGCCACCAGAGGACAACCAACCUCAACGGCAGCAAGAGGUGGAGGGCGGCUGGCAGAAGCAUGCGGAGGCCGUGGAGGCUUACCUCUCAGACAGCGAGCCACUGCCAGCACAACUGCUCGAUAAACUUUUCCUUUCCUGGUGGAACGAGGAGCCCUUCAGGUCACGAGGGUUUAUUCUGGAGGGCUUCCCCAGCACCCCAGAUGAAGUGCAGUACCUGGCUGAGAGGGCACUGUUCCCAGAGGUGGCUGUGCUCCUCAAUGUCAUGGAGGGAGAUGUCAUCAAGCGGCUGUUGCCUCCACAGCUCGACAAGUGGAGACUUGAGAAUAAUCGCAAGUUGGAGGAGCUCGCAAAAAAGAAGGCUCUCAACAAGCAGCUGCAGGAGGAGAAGCUUUCUAAAAGGACAGCCAACCGUCUGGCCCAUCAAGCAGAGAUAAGAGCUGCAAGGCUUGAGAGACGAAGAGCAAGAGAACGGGAUAUGGAGAUGAGCGAUGAGGAGAGUCAGGGGAGCGAUCCCGAGGAGGAGCCUGAUGAUGAUGAUGAGGAGGAGGAGCAUGAAGAGGAGGGCGAGGAGGAAGAGUUGGAAGAGGAAUCGGAUGUGGCAGAACGUAUAAAAACUGAGCUCGGAGAGAAAUUUGACGCUGAUACGAAUGCCUUGCAGAAUGUGAAGGAGAGUUUGGAGAAUGUGUUGGUGGACAUCCUGGAGGUGGAUGGGAGUCGCAGGCGCCACAUUGUACAGCACAAGCUGUGGGAGCGGCUGGGCCCUCAUCUCCCCGCUAACCGAGGAUCCUUGCUCCAGUCGUGUAUUCCCGUCUCAGCCCGCCUCGCUCAGCGAAUGCUUCUGCUUUCCUACAAACAGCUGAGCUGCUUUGGGUACCGUGAUCCUGUCAAGAUGUAUGAAGAAGAUGUCCUUUCAAAAAGCCAGAGCACUGCAGAAGUGUCAUACCAAGUCAUCUAUCGGCAAUGCAUCUACUUUUUCUCCAGCAAGGCUUCCCAAGACAAGUUUACAGCAAAUCCUGUGCUGUACACAUUUCAGCCACCACCUAAGCCAGCCAUUCCUAUUAGGCUGGCUGUUUUGGGCCCUCCAAAAUCUGGAAAAACCACAAUUGCAGGCAGGCUGGCGCUGGAGUAUGGGGUGCUGCGGCUGUCGGCAGGGGAGGCGGUGCGCAUUGUGCUGGCUACCCAGCCUGGCACGGCCCUAGCAGCACAGCUCACGGCUGUCCUGCUAUCUGGGCAGGCUGUGCCUGACGAGCUGACCACCCGGUGCUUGGACGUAGUACUCAUGCAGCCAAUCUGCCAUACGCACGGGUUUGUGCUCGAUGGCUAUCCCUUGACGCAGAGGCAGGUACGCCUGCUGGAUGCUCGCGGGAUUGUGCCGGUGAUCGUUGUCGCACUGCAGCUGGCGAGUUCGGAGGUGCUACAGAGAGGAUUCCAAGAUUGCAAGGAGCCUGGGAGGUCUUACCCGCAGCUCGACAGCCCCCAGGCACUGGCUGUAAAGAUGUCUCAUCAUCAGAGAGAAGUGGCUGCUGUGCAGGACUUUUACAAGCGUCAACACCAGAAUUGGAUUCUCAUGGAUGGCACCCGGAGCAAGUGGUGGCUGUGGACUGAGGUGCUGCGCCAUGUGGCAGUGAGUGUGCGGCAGAUCCAGGACUAUCUGCAUGACAUUGGCCGAGGAUGGGCGGCCCGGAUUGAGGGUCUGUGCGUGACUCCAGAGGAGUGUGAGGUGCGGCUGGGUGAGUUCAGGGAGUACUGUCCAGUCAGCUUGGCACUCCGCGGGGAGUACGUCUGCUGUGACGCUCCAUCCUUGCAGUGGACUGCAGAGUUCUGCGGACACUACUACAAAAUGGCUUCAGAGACUGAUCUGCAGAUUUUCCUUAAAAGUCCAGAGCAGUUCACGGCUCCGCUGGCACCGCGUGCUCUGCCUCCAAGCGACGCACUGCCCCGUCCCCUCACACCGGCACAAGUAAAGCAGAUGUUCCCCAAGCAGGUGGAGCUUCAGGGCUACUGCCCUGUCACCUACCUGGACGGCCAGCUCAGCUAUGACUGCUUGGUGAAUGGGAGUAUGGAAUUUGCUGCAGAAUACAGAGGAAAGGUUUACACUUGCCUGUCGGAAACUGCACGGCAAUCAUUUUUGAAGUUGCCAGAAAAAUAUUCAGAUAUUAAACUCCCUAAAAAACUUCCACCAAAGAGAGUGCCGAUAUCACUGACCUCACUUCCAAUGUUGGGCUACCUGGAGCAGGGCUUGUCAACUGCUUUGGUGAAAGCCUUGAGUGCAGUGGGGUGCCUCAAGCCUAAAUACCCCUUCCUUUCUCUGCACCGCUCCGCCCUUCUGCUCGUCGCAUUCCAUCUCAAGACCUUGAACCCUAGGAGUUCCGAGCACGUGAAGACCGAUUACAAGCAGCGACUGCGGAGGUUUGAAGAGUGCUGUGAACUCCUGGUGCACCUGGGUUCCACCAUGCCACGCGCCUUCCAGCCUAUCGACCAGCGCCCACCUGCACUGGAGCACAGUAUGCAGACCUUCCUAGCCAUUGAGAAGCGUGGGUCAAAAUAUCUAGACAAAUCUGCAGGGAUGACCCAGGUAGGGCUUGUAUAACGGACAAGUGAAUGUCAAAUACCAUUAAUCAAUCUGGAGUAAAUGGCCAUAUAUUCAACUUUGUUAAAUUUUCAUAACAUAUUGAAGAGUACUUAAAGUUGUGUGAUGGAUAUAUAAGCAGGACUCUCUUCUGUGACUCCACACAUACAUUAAAUAUUUUUAGUCUAUUGGCCUAUUGACUUUUUGUUAAUUGAAUUAUCUUGCACAUGUGUUGAACCAAUUUUGCAAAUAAAAAGCUUUAAACGAU
This is a messenger RNA of Petromyzon marinus (sea lamprey), 6125 nucleotides long. The record is from RefSeq and is a predicted model, not a curated record. NCBI's taxonomy places the organism in Eukaryota, Metazoa, Chordata, Hyperoartia, Petromyzontiformes, Petromyzontidae.